AUGGCGUCUGAGAUGGCUGCCCAGAAUAAGUUGAUUGACGAGCUCAUUAGUAGCGGAGUGCAGCCCGAGCCUCCGCCUGUCAAACAACCGGAAUCCGAACCAUUUGUCAUUCCUCCAAUUCAAACCACUUUUGAGGGAGUUUUCAACCCGCAGUACACUUACACUCAAAAUCUUCCGUUUUAUCCUCUCUAUGGGCAAGGAUUUCAGCCUCAAGGUGGUCAAGGUGGUCCAAACAUGCCUCCAGGUCCACAAGCUUUUUAUCAGCCUACCGCAGAACCUGUUGUGCCGGAGCACACUGUUCAAACCAAGCCAGAACUGCCCGUGGGGUUCAAGACCCCGAAGUUCAAUAAAUAUGAUGGUACAGGAUAUCCUAAGACACACUUGCGUUUGUUUGCCAACAAGCUGGGCAAGCCGGUGGAUGACGAAAACUUGCCACUUAGGUUAUUUCCAGAGAGUCUAGAAGGAGACGCCCUCGAUUGGUAUUCAAACUUAAAGCCAGAUGAGGUAAAGACCUGGCUUGAUCUAUCCAACGCCUUCAUCAGACAAUACGAGUAUAACUGCGAGCUAGCACCGACCAGAACUACUUUGGAAGGCACCAAGAGGCGACCAUCUGAAGAUCAUAAGACAUACGCCAAAAGAUGGAGGAAGAUAGCUGCCAAGGUUGAGCCUCCGAUGACCGAAGAUGAAAUUAUUCGCACUUUCAUAAAGGCGCAUGAUCCUCCAUACUUCGAAGAAAUCUUCCGUAGGACUGGGUGUACAUUUGCUGCGAUUGUGAAUAAACUCGAAGAGUAUGAUGAUUUUGUGAGAGCCGGAAAAAUUGUUAACGUCUCUGCCCUAAAAUCACAAGUAGAAGCUUUGCAAGGGCAGGGGAGCAGUGGAAAGAAGCCGCAGUUUAAAAAGAAAGAGGGGGAGACAACUUUUAUCUGGAACCAGAAUCCUUCACCCAAACCCCGAUACCAACCCAAUCCAACCUACCAACCACAUUACCCUUAUAAUUCAAACCCGCACCAUUUGAAGGCUGCCGGAAAGAUUGGCACGGUACCCCCUCCGGCCUAUCCAUAUGGCAUAUACGCUGGGUAUAACCCACAAGCCGUCUGUGCUUAUCAUUCAGGGGCACCCGAACAUUCAACUGUUGAUUGCAAGGCUUUUAAGCAUAGAAUUCAAGAUAUGAUUGAAGCCGGAGAGAUUGUAAUCAGGAAAAAGGAGGCACAAGGGCCGAAUAUAAAUAGGAACCCCUUGCCUGAACACGCUAAUACCAUUGGGGUCAUUCUGGACAACGCAGAGUAUGAGCAGCAAGUCCAAAAAUUGGCAAGGAAAGCCGAGCUGUUUGGGGUCACAGACCAACCAUUUGUGAUAGAGGUGCCGUUUGAGGAGGAUAAAAGACCUUUUAUUUUGGAUCUCACUCUAGCUGAAAGCAAGGCUUUGGAGCCAGUGGUCAUCGAAUUCCCGGAGCAAGAGCCCGUCCUAAGUUUGCAACGAGUGCCAUGGAACUACGAUGAACCUGUCAUACAAAUUGGAGAAAAGUCAGUUGCCAAAGAAGAGGUGUCAGUGGUCACCAGAUCAGGGGGGAUUGCAAGUCCGUUUGGAGCUAUCGUUCCGAUUCAAACAAAUAACCCCGACCUGCCCGCUAAACCAGCAAUUACUGAGAAGGAAGCCUUGGAUUUUCUUAAAAGGCUCCAAAGAAGUGAAUAUAAUGUAGUCGAGAAGCUAAGCAAGUCGCCCGCCCAAAUAUCCAUGUUGGAUCUGCUCUUUUCUUCGGAUAUGCAUAGGGAUGCGUUGCUCGAAGUGUUGACUAAAGCUCAAAUCCCCAAGGACAUUUCGGUUGCUAAUUUCUCACAUAUAGUUGGCAGUGUGUUAUUUACAAAACAAAUCACUUUCUCUGAUGAUGAGUUACCGGCGGAAGGCAUUGGACAUAACAAGGCUCUGUACAUAGCUGUGAGGUGCAAUGGGAAAAUUUUGCCAAAGGUGUUGAUUGACAAUGGAUCUGCGCUUAAUAUCUGUCCUUGGAUAAAUGACAAAUUGAUAACUAUCUUUGCCGAGGAGGAUUGCCUCGUGAUUGCUGAUUCUGGGGCCAAAGAAGAUGGUAGCCGAAGCGCCACAGUGACCCCUCAUAGCACAGCUGAUAUCAUCUCC
Coffea eugenioides is the source of this 2133-nucleotide messenger RNA. RefSeq lists its product as uncharacterized. The annotation marks the transcript as partial. The transcript is spliced from 4 exons. NCBI's taxonomy places the organism in Eukaryota, Viridiplantae, Streptophyta, Magnoliopsida, Gentianales, Rubiaceae. The record is from RefSeq and is a predicted model, not a curated record.